Molecule: messenger RNA, 3786 nt
Organism: Drosophila serrata
Lineage: Eukaryota; Metazoa; Arthropoda; Insecta; Diptera; Drosophilidae
Gene: GCC185
Product: GRIP and coiled-coil domain containing 185 kDa
Cellular component (GO): Golgi apparatus
Source: RefSeq, a predicted model, not a curated record
AACAGCUGAUAGUGUGUUUUCUUCAGUCUGAUUUAGGACCAAAGCAAAUUUAUUUCCCCAACAUCUUUUGUUGCUGCAUACAAAAAAUAGCCGCGACCUGCUCCAACUGAGGCAUAGAUGAUAGGACCAAAUCUGUCUGCGAGGAGGGGCAGUUAGCAAUCAACAUGGAGACCACCGCACCACCGAGAGAAACACAGAAGAAUACGAAUCCAAUUGAGGCGCUGAGCAAAGAUGAAAUCAUCAGCAAAUACAAGGGCUUGCUCAACAUAGCCAAGAAGGCCAAGCAGGCCAAGGAUGAACUGACCGAGGAGAACCGCCUGCUGAAGGAAGCCCUAAAGCGGGCGGCGGAAAAGCAGAGCAGCCUUCCAGCCAUGCAGGAAAUGGUCCAGGAGUUCACGGAGAAGAACCUGAUCCUCACCGAGCAAGUUAACACCCUGAAGCGAAAGACCAAGGAGGAUAGCGACCGGCUAGAGCAAUUCGAGAUCGAAAACGAGAGCCUGAAGCGGCAGCUCGGGCGACUGAGUGACGAAAACGAUGACCUUUUGGCCGACGUGGACCGCAUGGAGAAGGCGAUGCAGCAGGUCAAUGCCCUGGGCAAUGAACAGCGAAAGAACUUGGAACUGCUGGAGGUAGACAUUGCCAAAAUCAAGGAAGCGGAGGCAGAGAACUCUCGCCUCCGAGAGCAACUAGUCACGGUAAACGAGGAGUCAACACUUAUGCAGAAGAAGUAUCAGAGCAUGAAGGAGCUCAACUCCGAGCAGCGCAAAAAGUUCAACUCCUUAAAGGAUCGCUUCAUCGACGUUCACCGCAAGCUUAAGAAUCUGAAGGAGUGCAAGUGCGUGCUACUAGAGACACAGCACGAGUACGCCGCCUCCGUCUCCAAGUGGCAGGCGGAGAUCAUCAGGGCUUCCCAGCUCCUGUGUGGCAAGAUGUCUUCUCUGCAGGCCGAGAAUGAGCAGCUGAAGCAGGACACCGAAAAAGCGGAAAGUAAUCGUCGCAAUGACGAAUAUGCCCUAGAUCGCAAGAAACUGCUGCUCAGAAUCAAAGACCUCGAGCGCCUGUCCAAAACGAUUAAGCAGUCACAGGAGCACCAGCGCAGCAAUCUCGAUGUACAACGUCUUUGGGACAGAUUAAGUACCAUUGAAAAGCUGGCAGGAGUCGUAAAAGAACAGCAGAGAGCGGACAAGGAGCACUUGGCCGUCGUAACGAGGCAGCAGCAGAAGAACGAAAAUCAUUCCAACAACCUAAAUGUGUCCGUCUUCCAGGCCAAACUCUCCCAAAUGCAAGGCCUCGUCCAAGUCAUCGAAAAGGAGCGCAGUAAUCAACAGAUUCAGCUGCAGGAUCUGGAGGCCAUCUGCAUAGAAUUGCGUCAACACAACGAGGACUUGCUCACGCGCUUCCACCUCAAAGAGCAGGAGCAUUCCGAGUUGCUGGCCGAAAUGCGUGAGCUGAACGAGGCGUUAAAGGGACGCGGCGAUGCCAUCUCCCGCCUCCAGGAGCAGCACGAAGCACAGGUUAAGCGGCAGCAAGAACUAGAGGCUCAAUUGUCCGGGAGUCAGCAGGCGACGCUGGAUAAGUUACAGAUAAUAGAGCAACUCCAGAGCAGGGUUGACGAACUAGAGCAGGUUAAUGCCGAUGCUCAAAGUGAUGUACUGUCCACAUCGACGAUAUCACGGGCCGAGGAAGUGAGUCGCCUACGAGAAGUGGACGAAGGCUACGAGGAGAAAUACCACAAACUCAGGGCCCUGGCUGCGAAACUGAAAAAGAAGCUGCAGGAGCAGACACAGCAACUUAAGGAGAUGGAUGAGAGUGGAGCCAUCAAUCAGGAGGCCCUGAAAUUGGCCCAGGCGCAACUGCAGCAGGACCUGAACGCGGCGCGCGCUGAGAACCAAAAGCUCAAAUCAAAGGAGAAGACGAAGAACUCGAGUGUGCUGAAUCUAGAGAUCGAAGCAGCCGAGAAAUCUCUGGCAGAUGUCAGUGCCAAGUUGACAGCUAAGUCAAGUGAGUUGGAAACGGUACGAGAAUCGUUAUCUAGCAAAGAAAACACCAUUAUCCAGCUGCGCAAAGAAAUUGCCAUUUUGGAGGAGGCCAAAAACGGAGAAGCUACGCAUUCCCAACAGUUAAAAGAGCAGAUCGAUCGCAUGCAGGUACAGGUCAAGGACGCCGUUCACAGCAAGCAGCAGGCACUCACCAAGAACAAGGAUUUGGAGCAGAGUGUAGAAAAGGCCAAGGCGGAAGCGGAUCAAUUACGUCUGCAGCUGGCGGAAAGCGCCCAGCAGUACGAGAGCCGGCUAAACAAGUCCACCGACCUGCUGACCAGUCGAACCGAGGAGCUGGAGGCGCAAUUGGCAAGCAAAAAGCAGCUUAAGCUGGCAGUUCGAAACGCAGAGCGAGCCCAUGAGGAUCUGCAAAUGGAGUACACGGAAUACAAGUUAAAGGCGCAAGCGGUUCUGCGAAAGAACCAAAAUAAGGGCACCAAAGAGCAGGAGCUGGAGGAUGAGUUGAGCGCCCUGAGGGAGAGCGAAAGUAAACUGCGGGUCAGCAACGAAGGAAGAGCUGAACGCCUUGCCCAGUUGGACGGCCAGCUCGAGGCACUGCAGCAGGACAAUGCUGAGCUUCAGAAGCGUAGCAAGGAGCUGCUGGCACUAGUGGACGAAUUGCGCCAGAAGAACGAUCUGCUGACACUGGACAAUCAGCGCCAGCUGCAGUUCGAGCACGACCUUAUGCAGCAACAUCGCCAGGGAAUCGAUAAACUAGACGCUAGUUAUCAGGAGCAAUUAAAGCAGAUGCAGCAAAAGGUGGAAGAGUCCCAGCAGAAGCAGCAGCUCAACGUCUCCCAGCGCAGCAACACAUCCGCCGUAAGUGGUGAGCCCAGUCCGGAGCAGGCCAAGAUUGACUUCUUGCUCAUGGACCACGAAACGAAUUUGGAUGGCGUUGCUGGAGCUGAUAUCUCCCUGGCCCAACUGGCAGCCCAGCGAAAAAUAUCCACUGCCUCGAGACGAUCACACGACUUUAUGCCUCUUGAUGAGCUCCUCAACACUUCCAUGAACCAAAUAACCAGUGACACAGUGACUACCAUAUCUAACUUUGGCCGCAGCGUCUCUCAGCAGGAGGACGAUGAAGCGGACUUGACCGCAAGCGGAGAAUUUGCCGUCCAAAAUGCCCAAUUCCAGGCCACCAAGGAACGGUUGGUAAUCCAGGAAAGCCGCGUCAAGCACUUGACUUCCCUUUUGGCAGAGAACGAACAGGAUCUGGCCAAACUGACCCAAAUGAAUGAUAUGCUUAAGGAGGAACUGCGCCGCCAAGAGCGUUCAGAGGAACGGGAACAGCAUAUGCAUAAUUCGGAGUAUUUGAAGAACGUUUUCUUAAAGUUCCUUACCCUUAACAAUGCGGAUGAACGUCAACGCUUGGUCCCCGUCCUGAAUACCAUUCUCCGAUUGAGUCGCAACGAGAUGGAGAUGCUGAACUGUGUGGCAAAGGGUCAGAAAGUUUCCUCAGAUGGCACCAGUCGAGGCUGGACGGGAUUCCUGACCGCGUGGAGCGGAGGAGGCGGCGGAUCCAAUAACAAUAACUGAUUGUCGUCAUCAUAGAGAUAAAUGCAUAAUAUUUGGGUAUUAGAUGUUUUAACAUGUGGAUGCAUUAUGUAAAUCUUGUAAAAUUUCCUUUUUGUAUUAAUGUAUUUUGAAAUUGUCCGUUGCUGUUGGGCACACCGUACUUUGUACACACUUGUGGCAUUUGUUGAUAUUCUCCGAGUUGAUCGCCCUAUACAGUACUCUCUGAGCAAUA